This is a messenger RNA of Xiphophorus couchianus (Monterrey platyfish), 2281 nucleotides long. It is a transcript of the gene lpar2a, whose product is annotated as lysophosphatidic acid receptor 2a. The transcript is spliced from 4 exons. NCBI's taxonomy places the organism in Eukaryota, Metazoa, Chordata, Actinopteri, Cyprinodontiformes, Poeciliidae. Gene Ontology annotation, molecular function: melanocortin receptor activity. The record is from RefSeq and is a predicted model, not a curated record. Gene Ontology annotation, cellular component: membrane. Gene Ontology annotation, biological process: G protein-coupled receptor signaling pathway. Bases 284 to 1387 code for a protein of 367 amino acids.
UCUCAAGACUGUGUGAACAAUGUGUUCCGAAGCUGUAUGUGAGGCAGGACAUUUUGUUUGUCCGUUUUUUUAAGCGGUACUUGGAGGCAACAUCGUUUACCUGUUGUUCAGGUUCAGCUGUUUCGAGUGAGAAUGAUUCAGAGACGCGUAACCGGGAGAAGUGCUAGGACACAUGUACUGUCAGUGCUAACAAAAUAAGACUUUCUCCUUCUUUUGGCGUAAAGUGGAGUCACCUGAUUCAUAAAGGAAAUGUCCGGAAGGAGGAGACUCUAAAGUGAAAGUUAUGGACAUUGACAAUAAUACGUCGAACAGCUGCUACAGCAACCAAAACGUCACCUUCUUUUACCAACAGGUGAAUAAAACUAUCAGAGGGAACUGGACUACAAGGGACCACCUGGUCAUAGGACUAGGCUUGCCCUUAUCCUUAAUAGUUGUGUUGGCCAACCUGUUAGUGAUGGCAGCCAUCCACAUGAACCGCCGCUUUCACUUCCCUAUUUACUACCUGCUGGGAAACAUGGCAGCAGCAGACUUGUUUGCAGGUUUAGCCUAUACCAACCUGAUAUUCAACACGGGACCCUGGACAGCGAAGCUCACUAAGAAGCAGUGGUACAUCCGUGGGGCUUUGAUUGACAUCAGCCUGACUGCCUCCGUUGCCAACCUCCUGGCUGUGGCUGUGGAACGCCACCAGACCAUCAUCACUAUGCAGCUGCACAGCACCAUGACCAAGAGGCGCGUGGUGCUGCUCAUCAUCUCCAUCUGGGCCGUAGGGAUCAUCAUGGGUCUGGUGCCAUCGCUGUUUUGGAACUGUGAAUGUGAUCUCGCAGACUGCUCCACUGUUGCUCCCCUCUACAGCCGCCGCUUCUUGAUUUUCUGGGCACUUCUCAACCUGCUCACCUUUUUCAUUAUGCUGGGCAUGUACUCUCACAUAUUCUUUCACGUGAAACGCCAGAGUCGCCACACUUCUCAGCACGCCUCCGAGGCACGACAGCAGACAGUCAUCAACCUGAUGAAAACCAUUUCUAUGGUUCUGGGUGCCUUUGUGAUCUGCUGGACACCUGGCCUCAUCGUUCUCCUCCUGGACGGGCUGCAGGGUAAAGAGAGCAACGCCAACAAAUAUGAGAAAUACUGUUUGGCGAUAGCGGAGUGCAACUCUCUGGUCAAUCCGAUCAUUUAUUCCUUACGUGACGCCGAGAUGCGGAAAACGUUCAAGUGGAUCCUUUGCUGUUUUUGUCGACGUGAGGGCUGUCAGCCGAGGGAGACUCUGUCAACAGAAAUUGACUCUCCAUUGAAGGAGAAAAUUCUAAGCUACAAGUUAGAAGAUCCGGUCUUGUGGAAGAAUCCGGACAGAGACAGUAAAGAUGACAAGUGGACAGACUCUGUGGUAUGACAGAAAAUCAGACAUAUUGUAACCUUAGUGUAUAUAUUUGUAAAUCUUGUGUUGACAUUUACAUUUUUGAAUGAAUUAAAAGGAAGAAAAAAUUACAGUUAGCAUUCGAGAAAAGUUUUUUUGUCUUUGGUCUUUGUGCAGCUAACAAAUUCACCUAAAAAUCAAAAGAUGGUGCAAUCUCUCCUUUUAUUACAUUUGACUAUCACAAGAGCAUUUGUGACAACUUAUAAAAUGAAACACUCCUAAAAUGAAAUACUGAAAAAAAAAAUAAUCACACUAAAUUGUUUUUUUUUUAUUAAUUUUCUAAUAAGAACACUACAAUUUUGUCAUAUUCUUCCGUUUUGUUUUACUCUUUCUAGAUCAAUUCUAAAGUUGAGGUAUAAAAGGAGUUCAUACAGACUCACAAGUCUGAAAACAGUGGGGUUAUAUACAAGAGAAAUGGAAAGACAGAGGUAGAGAGAGGGGUAAAUACAAGGGAAAGAGGGAGAUACAAAUAUACUAAUAAAAACAAACAAAUGAAGGUUUACAAAGACAUUUGGUGCUGUGGAACUAAACCAGUCGAAUGAUCAAAAUACUUGUUUACAAUAAGAUUAUUUUUAUUGAUGAGUUACAACGGCGCUGCGAAAUGCAUGAGCUCACAAAGUGUAUAUAUUGACAUCAAGUAUUUAGGCAUUGAUGUUUCUGCUGUAAUAAAUUGAGGUGAAUGGCAAUAGUGGCAACUCACCGAGGCAACAAACGAGGGGAAACUUGUAGUUUAAGCAUUCAAGAAGUAAAACCCAAUGUGGAAAUUAAAAAGGGGAUGAAAUAGUUAUAGGAAAAUAAAAAUAAAAAAAAUAGUUCCACAGCACCACAUUACAUUUGUUCAUCCUACACUGCAACUUGGUUAUGUAACAA